Frankliniella occidentalis (western flower thrips) is the source of this 1886-nucleotide messenger RNA. RefSeq names its product lysM and putative peptidoglycan-binding domain-containing protein 3. The transcript is spliced from 3 exons. The record is from RefSeq and is a predicted model, not a curated record. Lineage: Eukaryota; Metazoa; Arthropoda; Insecta; Thysanoptera; Thripidae. The coding region runs from base 792 to 1529 and encodes 245 amino acids.
AACUUUUAAAAAAUCGGGGACUUCUUAUGGACAGAAACGUUUACAUAAUUGCCAAUAGGAUUUUACAGGUCAAGAAAGAAGUUUGGUAGGGUGGUCGUUUUCUAUGUUUUGACAACUUUUUUGUUAUGGUUAUUGAGACGACGGCAAAUAUCUUAAACAGCUGUUUCUAGAGUGUGUCCGAAUUCAGCCACCGACCGAGCACCGACCGGUCGGUGGUCGAGCGGUCGGUCGUCGAGCGGCCGGUCGCGAGCCGCUCCAAGCAGCUAUGCCAACCGCGAACCACGAAGUCCUUUCGCUGGGGAUGGUUGCGGAUCGCGACUACCCCCGCGGAGGACCCGCGGAGGACCCGCGACGAUCCCCCGCGUAAGACCCGCGCCCUACGAUCAUCCCCCGCGAAAGGAUUUCGCGGUUCGCGGUUAACCCAAUGUGGACAGGGUGGCAUAGCUGCUUGGAGCGAGUGGCUCGCCACGGCCCGGCCACCGACCGCCCGACGACCGACCGGUCGGUGCUCGGUCGGUGGCUGAAUUCGGACACACUCCUAUUGUUUUCCAUUCGUAAUGUAUAUCUUAGGAACUUGCAACGUAUACGCAGCUUGUUCGUGACAAUUUAAAUAUUUCAAAAUGUUAUUUUUUUUAGCAAUUGUGCUGAAUAUGGUUUUUGACGUGUGAAGCACUGUAAUAGCCAUCAUUUACAUGUAGCCAAUAAAGUUAUGUUUGCACAUUUUAUGUACAAAGUAAUAUUUAAAGUAAACUUUAACCGGCCCUGGAAGUCAAAAAUUUAAUGGGUUUGUCAUGAACAGCCGAUUUUCGAAUCAAAAGGCUUAUUUAAGGCCAAGAGAACAAGAUAUAGACUAUGAGAAUGAAUCAUCCCGGCUUCUUGGAGGGGAUGAUAAUGAAAGCGGAUCUGAGGAAUUGCAGUCUGGGACUUCCUUUGCCUUGCGACCGAAGAAACCUGCAGGACAUUUCAUUGACCACAUAUUGCAGCCAGGGGAUACAUUAUCUUCUCUUGCUUUGCGCUACAACUGCUCUGUGGCCCAGAUAAAACAGGCAAACAACAUUCUUCGGGAAAAUGAAGUCUAUGCUCUUCGCAAGAUCCGAAUCCCUGUUUCUGCUUUUUCAAGCUUUCGCCAUGAGGUUCCGGGUGUCCAUUCUUCUCACACAACUCCCAAGAAAGCAUCAGAAUGUAGUGAAUUGGAAGAGGUAUAUGCUAUGGGAACUGAGGGAAAGUGGGUUGAAGAUACAGAGGUGAGCCCUGCCGAAGAGGAAUUGCAUGACCCCCUUCUUACACCUAUCCCACUUCCUCGUUUGCCUUUGGUUGAUUUGAGUGAUUGUGAGUCGCCAGAUUUAGAUCUGCUUUCAUCCCACAAUCAGGUGAAAGAACAGCAGGGAAUUUUCCACUGUAGUGGUGCUGACUGUGGUAUAUCUUGGGUUGCUUUGGUAGUUUGUACACUUGUCCUUGGGUUCAUCUAUGUCUUAUUUUUAUAUGAACAUGAACAUGAACGAAAAAUGCACAAUCAGACUGGUACCUGAAUCAUUGAAGAGAGUAGACUUUGAUAUCUUAAUUCUUUACUGGCUUAAUUUCAUACAAUAACUUCUUCUGUGCGCAGCAAAGUUGAUUUUUUAUUCUAAAGAAGACUAUUUUUUUUUUUGUAUUCACGAAGAAGAUAGAUUUACAUUUCUUUUUUUCCUAGCUGUAACCGAGUUGAUUUUUAAAAAGAAAAAUUGGAUGUAAGUUAUCCUUUGGUGUUCUCUAAAGUUGUAAACACUAUGCUUCUUCUACUGUUGUAUAUAAAAAUUAUGAAGGUUUGAGUUUUGUUACUCUUGAAAAGGGUAAAACUGUCAUAGUUUUAUGUGAAAUGGUUAAAGUCUCUCAAACUUCUAAUUUAC